This is a messenger RNA of Sphaeramia orbicularis (orbiculate cardinalfish), 2492 nucleotides long. RefSeq names its product neurturin. Lineage: Eukaryota; Metazoa; Chordata; Actinopteri; Kurtiformes; Apogonidae. The transcript has 4 exons. The coding region runs from base 579 to 1310 and encodes 243 amino acids. The record is from RefSeq and is a predicted model, not a curated record. Gene Ontology annotation, molecular function: growth factor activity; glial cell-derived neurotrophic factor receptor binding; receptor tyrosine kinase binding.
GGAGAGGCAGGCAGAGGCAUCAGAGAAGCUCUGUGCUCCACUUACGGUAACCACGCUCUCCCUCUUCACCCUAAACCAUCUUCUCCGCCUGCAGUGUUCCCCUCCCUGGAUCUGAGAGGGCGGACCUGCUGCCUGGUAAAGGAGGACCAGGUCUGUGCAAAACAACAGGACCAGAGGAUCUGCUGCAUGAUGACAGGAGUUUUCUGAAGUCAACCCAGUGGCUCUUGGACUUUUUGAAUGGAUCAAUGUGACUGCCAUGAAGCGCACUAUUACAUACAAAGGAAUGUUGAUUUUAAUCUUUGCAUCUUAAAGGCUUCUAUGGAAGUACAAAUAUGACAAAACAAUAAAAACAGCCUGGACCUGAAUCAAGUCAGGACACCUCCCCUACUUGCAGGCGCAGGGAGUUUGUGAUGACUUUCCUUGGCACAAGCAGGAGUCGUGCUCUCUCUCCUCAGCUGUGAUGAUGGUGGACUUAUCAAAGCAGCAACUCGCCUGUGGAGGUCAGCUGAAGACGACGCCACGCAGCUAAGUCUGGAUUAGCCGGCCGAACGAGUUUCAAUGCUCCUCCACAUUCUAAGAUGAAGUUAUGGAAAGGUGCUACUUUUGCCUUCAUGCUCUGUGGCGCAGCCCUGUCCACCCUCCUCAUUAGAAACAUGGCCACUAUCGGACAGUUGAAACCUAAAACUAAAUACCCUCACUCAUCUUCGUCCAUGUCAAGCCCGUCUUCACCAUCACAAUCCAAAACCUCUCCGCAAUCAACCUCAUCAUCAUCAUCAUCAGCAGCAGCAGAGAAAUCAGUGUCAUCCCAGCCAAUGGGUGGUCUUCAUCGGAGGACCCGAUCAGCAGAUGACAUGAACUCCAUUCUGUCGGAAUUUUCCAUGAUGUUCCAGAGCUUCACAGAAGGUGAGCUUCAGCAUGUGGUCGGGACGUUGCUGGACAGGAAGAGAAGGAAGAGUCAGCGUCUAGGGGAGAGCCAGACCCGAAGGACUAAAAGAGCUGGGAGGCCUAAGUCCUGCUCCGUUAGAGAGCUGGAGCUCACAGUGAGUGAACUGGGUCUCGGUUACGAGAGCGAUGAAACUGUACUUUUGCGUUACUGCAGCGGCAAAUGCAUAGCGCAUCGACACAACUAUGACAUCACCAUGGAGCACAUGAUGCGAACAGGGUUCGAGAAGAAGGGUCGCAAGGACAAAGUGAGAAACGGCCCCUGCUGCCGGCCCACGGCUUUUGAACAUGACUUUUCCUUCAUGGAUAACAAGCACAAGCAUCACACGAUACAGAAUGUGUCAGCAAAGAAUUGUGGGUGUGUAUGACCCCCAGAUAUUGGACUGCUCACUUCUUCAUGCUGCUCUUUUGGAAGAGUUGAACAUGGAUGCUAUUAAAAGACAAAAAUGGCACUCUAUGGAAUAUAAACUCAAGGAAAGGAGGAACUAAUGGGAAUAUGUUCAUCGCUGACAGCCAGACUUUGACUCUCUGCGCUCUGUCACCACAACUUAGGACCUAAUGACAUAGACAGCAAAUGUGCUGUUUUUACAUGGGUGUAAAAAGACACAAAAAGUGAUACCAAAAACAUUUUAUUGUCUUUUCUAUCUGUGUGGUAACACUGUAAAAUGUGGUGUAACAACAAUGUAGCAACAUGAUGUCUGUGGUAUUCCUUUUGAGUAGUAAUUCAUGCGGUAGACUCAUGAUGAUGGGCCAUGGUGGACUGGAGUGCUCCUGUUGGGACUCUUUUUAACUUCAGUACCACAUGUUCAAAUCUUUUAGUUAACAUGAUUAUAAUGGAGACAGUAAAUGACCUUUCAGGCAAAAAGUGCUAAAAAAUAAUACAUUUUAAAGGUUCUAUAUCGUUAGCCUCAUAGCAUAAUUGCCUACGACAUAUUUUUGGCCAAACUGUGAUAUUGGCAUUAAAUAAAGCAGCAGUGUUAGGAGAGUGAAGUUAUACAGAUAUUACAAUUUGGCCAAAAAUAUGACUUUUAUUCUAUGAGGCUGACACUAUGUAUGUUUUGCACUUCCUCUUGUGCUUAUGUUAGAUUUGUAGUCAUUUUUAAUGUUAGUCAACUCCAUUUCUAAGCUAGCUAGUGUUGCACACAGUCAGGGAGAAUAGAAGCAUUGAAGAAGUUGAAGGUGAUUAUAAGGUUUCAACAUGCUCCUGAACCAAACGUCAGUAACCAUGGCUACAAAAGUGAAGACAAUGUGGAAGUAUCUGAAUGUGUUCUUUUCUUGGCUCAGCUAACUCAGUGGUAGCUGUGCUUAAGCUGUGGUCACUGUGUAGUUGCACUAACAAGAGUGUGAACUGACAUGAAGUUUACAGGAUUAUCAUGUCAGGAAGUUAGCGUUUAGCAUUAGCUCAACCGUCACCCCUCACAGUCCUGCAGCUCUGUCCUUUGUCCAUAUAUUCACUUCUGGCUCCCAAAUAUAAUACAAGCUGACAUCAGCCGAAAUACCCUCUCCUGGCUUUAUAUCAAUAAAUUACCAAAAAAAAAACCCAAAACAAC